UAAAGUAUUCGGUUGUGUACAAUGGAGCAAACGCAAUUAUUAGUGAAAAAUAUUCCCAAUAUCACGCAAGAUAUUAAAGAUGUGCUCAAAAAUCGAUUCAACGUAGCAGCCGUGAGGAGUUAUGGAAGGUGUCGUGCCGUUCUUCAUUUUCUGGAUGAAAGAAGCGCCACAUUCGCACUGCAAAGUUUACACCAGAGUGAAUUUUUCGGACGAAUACUUUCUGUCGAAUAUUUGGGGCUACGAAAGCAGUCGGCGAUCUCUCAAGAAAGUGAACAACCUAAGCAAUCACCACAAGUGCCUGAAAUCUUAAAGCAUUUGUACGCGACAAGUAUUCCGCAUGGAUUCGAGCAGCCUCCUCCGCCGUACCUCAAGUACAAUUAUCCUCCAAUCAACCGGACAAUCCUCGACAGUAUCUCCAUAGCUUUGCUAACAAACGUCAAAUUCUACUAUCAAGUUUUACAUUUAAUGAAUCGGAUGAAUCUUGAGCCUCCUUUUCUGCCACUGAUUCGACCUUUCGUGCCGCCCGGCGAACCCUGCGAUGCACAAACACAAACCGAUAAACCCGAAUCAGAAAAACUUCUUGCAAGUGACGAAUCCGAAUUAGAAUCUGAUGAAGAGCACACCAAAGUUCGAGUAAGGAAGAAACGACAACCAGAGAUUGACAAUGCCGUGAUUAAAUCAAAAGUACGGAAAAUCAUUUCUUCACAAUUGCAUGAAAAACAUCCCCCGACUGCCUCCCGGAAAGAAGAGAGGCUGGAAGAGGUCUUUGAAGGCGACGUCCGCAAUUUGAACCGGAAAAUUUCCCUCAACGUUUCUGCUGUUACGCUACCUAAAGAAGACACUAGCGUACAUCAUGAGAAUGUCGAAAAUGCAACAGUCCAGGCUGAAGGAAGCCCCGACGUGAUUCCGUUGAUUGGUGUCGAGUUGAGUUUGAACAAAAUUCCUGAAAGCCAAUGGAAGGAUCUGCCUGUGUUCAAGAAUUAUCAGCGAGGUGAGAAGUCGAACAAGUUGUAUAUUAAGAAUCUAAGCAAAGAUACGAGCGAAGAUGACCUCAGACAGAUUUACAGGAGAUACGUAGCAAGCGAUGGGGAUAUUAGUAUUAAAUUAAUGCUUUUCGGGAAGAUGAAGGGACAAGCGUUCGUUACCUUCAAUAGUGUUGGGGAUGAGUUCAAUAUUGUAGAGAAAGCUUUAGAUGAAACUAACGGAUAUAUUCUUAAAAAUAAACCUAUGAUUGUGUGUUUUGGAAAAAUGUCCUGAGGAAAAUGAUGUUGUUUUAUUUUGCACAGGGAAAUGUGGAGCCUCGAACUUUUGUAGCACGUAAGAUAUCUAGUUCUAUGCAUUAUCGACGCAUUGCAUUUACAUUGUUAUUCUAUUAUGCGGUCAUUUGGUUAUGCUACUGCCGGCUGGACGUUUAUAUGAUUUUUGUGCCAAGUAUGUACUCAUAUCUCUAAAGCAGACCGCCACUACCCAGAACGGUCGGUGUCUUCAUCAAUGUCGAAACCGUUUCCUAUUCUAGGUGUCAAUCAUAUUUCAAAGCAUUGACACUAAUUUUUAAUGCUGUGGAGGUCAUUAAUUCGAGGAGCCAAUGCAUUACAGUUAAAGUACU
Hermetia illucens (black soldier fly) is the source of this 1606-nucleotide messenger RNA. RefSeq names its product RNA-binding region-containing protein 3. Gene Ontology annotation, biological process: mRNA splicing, via spliceosome. The transcript has a single exon. Lineage: Eukaryota; Metazoa; Arthropoda; Insecta; Diptera; Stratiomyidae. The record is from RefSeq and is a predicted model, not a curated record. Gene Ontology annotation, cellular component: U12-type spliceosomal complex. Gene Ontology annotation, molecular function: pre-mRNA intronic binding; U12 snRNA binding. The coding region runs from base 22 to 1257 and encodes 411 amino acids.